Trichosurus vulpecula (common brushtail) is the source of this 2478-nucleotide messenger RNA. RefSeq names its product disintegrin and metalloproteinase domain-containing protein 1a-like. Gene Ontology annotation, molecular function: metalloendopeptidase activity. Gene Ontology annotation, biological process: male gonad development; binding of sperm to zona pellucida; proteolysis. Gene Ontology annotation, cellular component: sperm head plasma membrane; external side of plasma membrane; plasma membrane. Lineage: Eukaryota; Metazoa; Chordata; Mammalia; Diprotodontia; Phalangeridae. The record is from RefSeq and is a predicted model, not a curated record.
AUGGGUGAGACUAGAAAAAAACAUCUACUCAAAGGGCACCAGAUGAAGGUCUGGCGCCUUGGCCUGGGCUCCUCCAUCAUUAGCCUGGAGAUCAUCUUUCUGUGGGUGGUCAUGCUUCUCACAGGCACAUCCUGUACCCAGGGGUCUUACUCUUAUUAUGAAAUAGUCAUCCCCAGGAAAUUAGUAACAUUCAAAAGCAGGGAAGAAUCAAUAGAAAAGCUGUCCUACAUAUUACUAAUGAGAGGGAAAAGGCAAGUAAUUCAGCUGAGGUUGAAAAGAGGAUUGUUCAUCAAGAGCUUCCCUGUCUACACCUACACCAAAGAUGCCCUAGUUCUGGACAUGCCUUUUCUCCAGGAUGACUGCUAUUACGAUGGGUACGUGGAAGGUGAGCGGCGUUCCCUAGUUUCAGUCAGCACCUGCUCAGGCCUCAAAGGCGUGAUAACUAUAGAGAAAUCAGUCUAUGGCAUCGAGCCCAUUGGCACCUCAAAGAAUUUUGAACAUGUCUUGUACCACUUGGAUGGGGAUGUAAGAGGCUCCUGUAAAGUCAAAGGAGAAGAUACCCCAAAGUCUACACUCAAUCUGCAACCAAGAAGGGACGAGGAUUAUGGCUAUGAAGAAGUUAAAUUUCUCAACUACAUCUGGUCACACACCAAGUACGUGGAGAUGUUUGUUGUGGUUGACAAUAGGCGGUUUCAAAUGUGGAAUAGCAACGUGACCAAGACAGUUCGGAUGGUGAUGGACGCCCUCGCCCACGUUAACACCUACAGCCAGGGAAUCCACGUCAAGGUGGUCCUGAUAGGUUUGGAGAUCUGGACAGAGAGGGACCAGGUGAGGAUUUCUGGGGACUUGCGGGAAGUGCUGCACAAUUUCAACCACUGGAGAGAAGAGGAGCUGGUCAGGCGGGCAAAGCAUGAUGUUGCCCAUCUCAUAGUGGGCUAUGAUCCAGGAGAGUCCAGGGGGGAAGCAUUUCUCAAUGGGGCCUGUGUGCCUGAGCUUGCAGCAGCAGUCGAAUCUUUCUCCCAUGAAGAUCCUACUGUGUUUGCAGUGCUCAUGGUCCAUGAGCUGGGGCAUAACCUGGGCAUGAAGCAUGACCACCUGGCCUGCAUGUGUCCUGACCAGCCAUCCUGCAUCAUGCUUGGAACUAUCAGCUUUGAGAGCAGUUUCAGCAACUGUAGCUUGGAGGAUUUCUAUGAAUUCCUGCGGCGGCACAAAGGGUCCUGCCUCUAUGACAAGCCAGUGCCCAGGGUGGUCAGGAAGCCCUUCUGUGGGGACCACAUAGUAGACCUAGGGGAGGAGUGUGACUGUGGCAGUCAUCGUGACUGUAUGAAGGACCCGUGCUGCCUGCCCUCUUGCCAGAUGAGGCCGGGCUCAGACUGUGCUUUUGGACCCUGCUGCAGAAAGUGCAAGUUUCUGAAGGCGGCCACGCCCUGUCGUCCCAGCGUGGAUGAGUGUGACCUCCCUGAAUACUGUAAUGGCAGCUCCAUGUGGUGCCAGCCUGACACCUACAAGCAAGAUGGCACCCCCUGCAGGGGUGAAGGUUACUGCUACCAGGGGCAGUGCAGGAGCCUGCAGAGCCAGUGUGUGGAGGUGUUUGGGGAGGGCUCCAGAGCUGCCCGGCACAGCUGUUACCAUCACUUGAACAGCCAGGGGGACAGGUUUGGGAACUGUGGCAGUGGGCAGAAAGGCUUACACAAGGUGUUUGUCAAGUGUGAGCCCGAGGAUGUCAUGUGUGGGAGGCUGCUGUGUGAGGACAUCCCAAGGUUACCCCAAACAAGGAACCACCACACUCUCAUCCAGAUCCCCCUCGAAGAUACCUGGUGCUGGGGGGUAGACCUCUUUGAGGAUGUGGAUCUCCCUGAUGGAGGGGCCGUGAGGGCGGGCACCUUGUGUGGCCCCCAGAAGAUCUGUCUCAACCACACGUGCUCUGAUGUGCAGGUGCUGCAGUAUGACUGUGAGCCAGAGGCCAUGUGUCAUGGCAGAGGAGUAUGCAACAACCUCAAGCAUUGUCACUGUGAUGAUGGCUAUGCCCCUCCCACAUGUGACUCCAUGGGCUUUGGGGGUAGUGUGGAUAGUGGCCCCCCUCCGGAGGUUGGAACUUCCCUGGAGGUCAGAGCCCCAUUUCCUGUUCAAAACAACCUUUCCACUCAAGCUGUCCACUUAGAUAUGCCUCGUGCUAUUACCCCUGCUGCCAAAUCUGAUAUACAUGAGAUAGGUUCUGAAGCCCCCCUUCUCAGCUUUGGUCCCACCAUUGAGGGUGGUCCAGAGGGCACAAGGUGUCCAGAUUGUUCAUCCAAGAAAGCUUACCAAAAAUUCCCAGCUGUCAUUGUUAUGAUGUCAGCCUUGAUUGUCAAUAUAAUCCUCCUCAUAGGUCUGUAUUCCAUUAUCUUUGUGCUCUUUUUCUCUAGGUCAGGUGGGGCUAAUAAAGAACAUGCUGAAAUUUAUGAAGCUCAUGAAAGAAUGAACCCACCUCCUCCAUAA